AUGGACGUGGCCGCCAGCUUGCACGACCGUCUCCGCACCAGGCUGGACCAUCUCGAGGCCAAGCUCGAGGCGCACCGCCAGGAGCUGUUGGACGAGUUUCACCAGCACUACCACCAGCUGACGCGCACCGCAGAUCCAUCCGCCGUCGUCACCAUGCAGCACCAGCUUCGAACCACCUUGGACCAUUAUAAAACACUCCGUCCGAGCCUUCCAGCAACGAAUCCGCCUCUGCCGCAUCCGCCUCAGCCCGCCGCCGCGCCAGCAGCUGAGUCACCUCCUCGGCCGCCUGUCAGCGAUAACCCCGAGACGGCGACCACGUCUCAAACUCUAUCGCUAGCGUCAACGCCUGCCGACUCCGGCAAUCUAGUCGCUCCAGGCAGCCCACGCGACCGUGACCACGAGCUACAGGGUCUCUUCACGCCGAGCUAUCUCCCUCUGUUGGCAGAUUCGGACGUAGCCGCCGACAGCAUACCCGCCGUCACAACCACGGCUGCUGCCAUUUCCUCCCAGCAGCCCUCUGUCGUGGCCGGCAGCCCAAACAGCGCCGACAACGGCUGGAUGCCUGCGACUGAGAACCUCAUCGCCAACAGCACGACCAGCGCCGAGAUGAAUCAAUCCGCCGACGAAAACCGCUUUCCCGGUGGCUUGACAACACCACCCCGGCAUCGGCCGCGCGAAAGUGAGCCUGCUGACGCUGCGACGGCCGACGACGCAAACUCGUCAGCCUCAUCUGACAAGGGCGACAACAAAGGUCCCCGCAGCGCCCUCCGACGAUACUCCAGCAUAUAUAAAUCGCCCCAGAGCCCUAGACGUGUCCGGUUCGAGUUUAUGGGUGCUGAGGUCUUGCCCACUGCGUCUCCGCAACCCGGCGAUACCAUGAUGCCGUCAUUACCAUCACCCAUGUGGGAAGGCGAAAACGUGACAGUGGACUCGGUCCUGGGAGGUGAUGCCGACGACUUGGAGCCCCCGCCCUUCAAGAAGAUUUCCUCGUCCGAUGCUCUUCGGGCACUAUCAAGAGAACCGCUGGAAGACGGCACGGUAUGGACUGUGGUGAAUCCCGACUCAGAUAAUGUCGUCACGAAUCAAAUGCAACAAGUAGACUUGGGCAAGCCAUUGGCAAGCACGGAGCCGGGAAUGCAGCAGAUUCGACAAGACACCGGCAACGACACAAACGCACCCGAUAGUAGUUUUUUAGACCUGAAGAAGACGAGGGUCGCAACUCCCCCGCCUCUCAAUAAGGCGCCUGCCAACGCCUCAGACGUGGGGGACGAUGGCGAUGACAUGUUUGAAUUCGAAGAUGAAGGCGGCAAGACCUUGUCAUCAUGGCCGCCACCCUCAUCUGCAGAUGAAGACGAACAGAGCGAGGAUGAAACUGCAGCGGACGUGGCCGCAUCCUUCGACGAGCUCAGCACAUUGCGCUCGCCGACCACCGUCGCGCCCGCGCCCAUGCCCAAACCCAAGGCCGAAGCCCCCGCACCCGCCACGCCCACCACACCUCGCUUCCACGUCGGCUCAGUAGGCUCCUACAAGGGCCGCUCCAUCAUGAUGCCCGUGGUCAAGGACCCCGAAGUCCACGCCAAAGCGGCCUCCAUUGGCAUCUUCAACUCGUUUGUUGGCGGCGUGGAUGGCACGAGCGGUAUGGACGCCGCCGACCUAAGCAGCUACAGGGCCAGUUUUAUGCGCGAUACUUUUAGCGGCACGCCGCGGAGCUUUACCGAGCGCCUGAUGAUGGAGGACAUGGAAGCAGAUAGGCUGAAGGAGAAGCCGAACGAGCAGUAA
Molecule: messenger RNA, 1779 nt
Organism: Cordyceps militaris CM01
Lineage: Eukaryota; Fungi; Ascomycota; Sordariomycetes; Hypocreales; Cordycipitaceae
Exons: 1
Coding region: 1-1779 (592 amino acids)
Source: RefSeq, a predicted model, not a curated record